This is a messenger RNA of Erigeron canadensis, 740 nucleotides long. Its product is annotated as F-box protein At4g18380-like. Gene Ontology annotation, molecular function: protein binding. The transcript has 2 exons. NCBI's taxonomy places the organism in Eukaryota, Viridiplantae, Streptophyta, Magnoliopsida, Asterales, Asteraceae. The coding region runs from base 39 to 740 and encodes 233 amino acids. The record is from RefSeq and is a predicted model, not a curated record.
CUAAAUAUCAUUUUUAGCUAGGUGUGCGGCAGAACACAAUGAUCACCCGUCAACUAAUUUGUAUUCCGUUUUUCAGGUAUAAAUGUGGCAGCCGGUUGCGUAAAAGUGGUAAGAAAGUUGUGACGAGGAAAAUUAAGAAACGCCGUAUUUGCAAUGAUGUUUCUUAUUAUAGCUAUUUACCAGAUGAAAUUGUUCUCCUGAUAUUAAAUAAAAUAAUCGAUUUGAAAACCUUAUGCCGUUGUAAACUUGUUUCUAAACAAUUCAAUUUGAUCGCCCAUCAAGUCGACACCAUUUCUUUCGUAGCGUGUCGUGCAGACAACCCCGCCAGUCAUGAUUCAAACCCAUCCGCUGAUGAUGAACUUCCUGAAAAGCUAUUGCAUUUCCUUUCUAAACCCUUUAAUUUUACCCUUCGUGGUCUUAAUGAAGAGCAUCGUGCUCCCGUUGCAUCUUAUGAAUGUGAGUCUUUUCGGUCUGCAAUUCAGUCUUUGAGUAAGUUUACACAACUUAAGUCUCUAAGUAUUGAGCUCCUGUCUACCCGACAAGAUGUUGUUGAUAAUGGUUCUGUUUUGUACAAGUGGAAGGUUAAGUUUGGUAGAAAAGUUGAAUCGUUAGUUAUUCUGUCGCCCAGUUCAAAUGUUGAUGGAAAUGGCGUGGAUGAAGAACAAGAUGAUCCAGAUUUAUGUUUGAAAUAUGAAAACUUGGCUAAAGACUGUUUGAUUUUCCGUUUGAUGCGGCUGUGA